AUGCAAGUCGCAUCCCAGCCACAAGCAAUACACCUGACGGACGACCAACACAACCACCGGCACAAUGCUUCGUCAAAUGUGAGCGUUUAUAGAAAACCCCGCAACGCCCGCUCCAAGCGCGCGCUCGAGAAGCGCGAGCCCAAGGAACAAGAAAACCCAAAGACAGCCCUCUUCCUCCGCGGCAGCUCCUGCUCGCAGGUCGCCCAAGAUGCCCUCAACGAGCUCUACCAGCUGCGCCAGCCGCUCGCCAAGCGCUUCGUGAAGAAGAACGACAUCCACCCCUUCGACAACGCCGACUCGAUCGAGUUCUUCUCCGAGAAGAACGACACCUCCAUCGUCGUCUUCGGCCACACCUCCAAGAAGCGCCCCCACGCCCUCACCUUCGUCCGCACCUUCGGCCACAAGGUCUUCGACAUGCUCGAGCUCUACCUCGACCCGGACUCCUUCCGCACCCUCGCCCAGUUCAAGGGCAAGAAGGUGCCCAUCGGCCUCAAGCCCAUGCUCAACUUCUCCGGCACCGCCUGGGACAGCCCCAUCGCCAACGAGUACACCCACGCCCGCUCCUUCUUCAUCGACUUCUUCCGCGGCGAGCAGACGGACAAGAUCGACGUCGAGGGCCUGCAGUGGAUCGUCUCCAUCACCGCCGACGAGCCCACCGGCACAGACGACUCCAAGCCCGUCAUCCGCCUCCGCGCCUACACCAUCAGCACGAAGCGCAGCGGCCAGAAGGCGCCCCGCGUCGAGGUCAACGAGAUCGGGCCCCGCAUGGACUUCCGCGUCGGCCGCCAGCGCGAGCCGGACGAGGCCAUGCUCAAGGAGGCCAUGAAGAAGCCGCGCGGCACCGAGGAGCGCACCAAGAAGAACAUCAGCACCGACGCCAUGGGCGACAAGAUGGGCCGCGUCCACGUCGGCCGCCAGGACCUGAGCGACCUCCAGACGCGCAAGAUGAAGGGUCUCAAGCGCAGCAGGGACGUCGCGAGCGACAACGGGGAGGACGACGGCGCGGCGGCGGCGGACGAGGAGCCCAAGAAGAGCCGCAAGGCGUAA
Molecule: messenger RNA, 1047 nt
Organism: Colletotrichum karsti
Lineage: Eukaryota; Fungi; Ascomycota; Sordariomycetes; Glomerellales; Glomerellaceae
Product: brix domain-containing protein
Exons: 3
Coding region: 1-1047 (348 amino acids)
Biological process (GO): maturation of LSU-rRNA from tricistronic rRNA transcript (SSU-rRNA, 5.8S rRNA, LSU-rRNA); ribosomal large subunit assembly
Cellular component (GO): nucleolus
Molecular function (GO): rRNA binding
Source: RefSeq, a predicted model, not a curated record